Penicillium brasilianum is the source of this 2376-nucleotide messenger RNA. The record is from the annotation of a GenBank genome assembly. NCBI's taxonomy places the organism in Eukaryota, Fungi, Ascomycota, Eurotiomycetes, Eurotiales, Aspergillaceae.
AAACUCUAGGUGGAUUCGUCUCAGCUUAAAUCACCUCCAUCACAUUAUAUUUGACAAUCCACCCCCUCCACCCUGAUUUGUCUUCUCUAAAAUGGGCGAAAUAUCCGAGUCUGCUGUUUACGAAGAAGCUUUGGCCCUCAAACCCAAGAGCAUCACACCCUUCACCGAUUCCACCCUUCAAGAAUGUCGUGACGUCUACCAUUUUGUCGCAAGACCAUCCCAAGUGGUGUUAGACGGUCAAUCUUUGAACCUGAGCUCGGUUGUAGCUGUUGCUAGACAUGGUUGUGAUGUGUCUCUAACCAAAGACUCAAAGAUACACCAAAGGCUGCAGAGAAGUGUGGAUGUUCUAAACGAAAAGCUAAAUAGUGGUGAGACAGUCUACGGUGUCAAUACUGGAUUUGGCGGAAGUGCGGAUACCAGGACAACAGACUACGUUGCGCUACAAAAGGCUUUGAUUCAGUCGCAAAUUUCGGCAGUCCUGCUUCCUAGUGAUCGAGGUCAUCAGAGCUCUCGCCUUUCUGGUCCUCUUUUCUUGAAAAACCACAGCAUCCCUGUACCAAUUGUGAGAGCUGCAAUGUUAGUGCGAUGCAACUCUCUCCUUCGAGGCCACUCGGCUGUGCGGCAGCAGGUGAUUGAAUAUAUCUGCAACUUCUUGCAAACCUCUUUUACUCCAGUGGUUCCUCUCAAGGGAAGCAUCUCUGCGUCGGGUGAUUUGAUGCCGCUUGCAUACAUAGCUGGCGCUCUUCAAGGAAACCCAGACAUCUCAGUUCAUAAACCGAAUGGAGACAUUAUCCGCGCCGAUCAAGCACUCAAGGAAUUAAACUUGGAGCCUUUGGUAUACGGUCCCAAGGAAGGCCUAGGGCUCUUGAAUGGGACUGCGUUCAGCUGUGGCGCCGCAAGCCUAAUUUUGUUCGAAGCCAAUCAGCUACUUUUACUGUCGCAAGUGCUCACAGCAAUGGGUACUGAAGCAAUGUUGGGCAUGAUUUGCAAUUAUCACCCGUUCAUUGCCGCCACACGCCCCCAUGAAGGCCAAGUGGAGGCUGCGAAGAAUAUCUUUGACCUUUUACUUGACUCCAAGCUUGCAAUUCCAGCUAGUUCUGGUCAAGACGGUCUCGCACAGGAUCGUUACGCUCUACGUACUUCCUCGCAGUGGAUCGGCCCCCAGAUUGAGAAUAUGCGUCUGGCGCUGCAACAGGUGCAGACCGAGCUUAACUCAACAACGGACAACCCUCUUAUUAACCUGGAAGACGGCAACAUCUAUCAUGGUGGUAACUUCCAAGCCGUGGCUAUUACCUCGGCCAUGGAGAAAACUUUGAGCACCAUGCAAAUGAUUGGAAAAAUGGUGUUCUCUCAAUGCUCCGAGCUACUGAACCCGACUCUUAGCAAUGGGCUUCCGCCAAAUUUGUGCAUGGAAGACCCUAGUCUUUCAUUUGCAUUCAAGGGUAUUGAUAUCAACAUGGCAGCCUACACUUCCGAGCUAGGAUAUCUGAAUCACCCUAUCAGUAAUCACGUUCAGUCGGCGGAAAUGCAUAACCAAGCCCUCAAUUCACUCGCAUUUAUCGGGUGUCGCUAUGCUGGAGAUGCUGUCGAGAUACUCUCACUGAUGACGGCCACUUAUCUAUACGUGCUCUGUCAAGCUGUGGACCUUCGAGCGCUUCAUGCCGAAUUUGUCAAAGCUGCACGCCCCAUGGUUGAUGAGCUCACAGCGAGCGCUUGUUCAAAAGAACACGUCAACAAAGAAUCGACUAAAUCUGUCAUCUGGGAGGAACUGAUGCAACACUGGCUCAAAAACAGCACAAGGGACCUUUGUGAUCGAUGUGCGACUUCAGCGAAUCGAUCCGCUGGGGUUCUUCUUGAUAACCUGCCUCCCGAAGCUGGUAUAUUACAAGAAGGCGUUAUUCGGCAAUGGAAGAGCAGUGUCUCUGGCGUGUUACAGAGAACUUACGAGAAUACUCGGAACAAAUUUCUUUCUUGCGCCACAACCAAGAAGUAUCUUUGCACUUCGUCCCAGAAACUUUACAAGUUCGUCCGGGAAGAUCUGAAUGUACCGGCCUACAGCGAAUCUGGUGCCUACUCAACAUUACGUAGAGAUGACUACGAAUCGAUUGGCUCCCAGGUCAGCAAAAUUUACACAGCACUACGAGAAGAGAGAUUCCGCGACAUUUUGCUCAGUUGCUGGUAGAUAGCUGCUUCUUAUUAUACCCAGCUCGUUACUCAUCUGGGCGUUUUUGACCAAGAUAGUCUUCUCAGAGACUCUGGAGUUUAGCGACAGCUGUUCAAUUUCGUACAGAAGUAUGCUGUUUGAAUUAUUUUUUCGCGAUAUAUAGAACCAUCACGGGAAUAUGAGGUUGAGAUAAUCAAUCAGUGUUAUAGAUA